GAGAGAGAGAGUGAGUUGCGUAUCCCUCCAUCUGCGCGCCACACGAUCACUGAGCACAGAGAAGGUUGAACAAGCAACUCCUACCGCGCACCAAGAGUGAAGGCGUCCUUUUUUCUUCAUUCCCGACGGAGGAGGAUUAAAACUUCCCGUUAUGUGUUGUUUCUCCUCCAAGUAACGAUACCAGUGCGCAGGUCGACUCCCAUCCCGCAAGAACUGCUUUUUUCCCCCACAUUUGAGCACAGAUUAAUAUGCUCUUCAUCCAUUUAAUUCACAGCAUUGCGCCUUCCCUCAGAAACCAUGGGUUCUGUGAUGUUGGACUGGAGGUUUUCAUGUGUUCUGGUGCAGGCAGCUGUUUGGCUGCUGCUCAGCAAGGGGGAGAGGACGUGCCCUGCAAGUUGUCGCUGCGAAGGCAAGCUCGUCUACUGCGAAUCUGGCAUUUUCCGAGACAUCCCAGAAAACAUCACCACAGGAUGCCAAGGUCUCUCCCUGCGUUAUAACAACCUGCUGCUUCUGACGCCAUACCAGUUUGCACAUCUCAAUCAGCUUGUCUGGCUCUACCUGGACCACAAUUCCAUCAGUGCUGUGGAUGUUUUAGCCUUCCACGGCGUCAGGAGGCUCAAAGAACUCAUUCUCAGCUCUAACAAGAUAACCGUCCUGCAGAACAACACAUUCAGUGCCAUCCCAAACCUGCGAAAUCUGGAUUUAUCCUACAACAAGCUUCAGUCCCUGCAGCCAGGACAUUUGUUUGGCCUGCGCAAGCUCCAGAAUCUACACCUUCGAUCUAAUGGAUUGAAGCAAAUUGUUGUCCGUACCUUUCUGGAAUGCCGUAGCCUGGAGUUCCUGGAUUUGGGUUACAACCGCCUGCGGAGCCUCACCCGAACAACCUUUUUAGGACUCUUUAGGCUGAAAGAGCUUCAUUUGGAGCACAAUCAAUUUUCAAGGAUUAAUUUCUACAUUUUCCCACGCCUCACCAAUCUGCAGGCUCUUUAUUUGCAAUGGAACCGCAUCCGAGCCAUCAGUCAAGGCGUACCGUGGACCUGGCUUAAAUUGCAGAAACUGGACCUUUCAGGGAAUGACAUCCAAACAUUGGACCCCAUGGUUUUCCAGUCCAUGCCAAACUUACAAACGCUCAAUCUGGAAUCCAACAAACUGAGGAGCGUGCCCGUGGAAGCCGUGGCAGCGUGGUCUUCAGUGUCCACCAUCAGCCUGGCUGGGAACUCCUGGGACUGUAGGCCGAGCAUCUGCCCGCUUAUGGGAUGGCUUAGAACUUUGAGGGAUGCCAAGGACAUAAGCAUGAUAUGCAGCAGUCCCAAAUCUGUGCAAGGAGAGAGGGUUGUGGAUGUAGUGGCCAACCACUCCACCUGUGUGGACAUGUCUCAUGUGUUUUCCACAACUGCUCUUGUUAUAUUGACUUCAACCCCCUUUGAAAAGAACAGACCUCACCUUCCCCUCCCGGGUGUCACCCAACUGUCCCAUAGUGAGCCACCAGUGCAGACGUCACCACCUUCAGCCUUCUGGCCUAAUAAGACAGACAUAGAGACAGUAAAACCCACAACCACGAGCUCCUCAUCACCGCCCUCUCCGGAACCUUCUACCUCGUCCUUCCCUGAGAUACCAUUUGAGCAUAUGGCUUUCCAUAAAAUCAUUGCAGGCAGCGUAGCCCUCUUUUUGUCAGUAUCAUUGAUCCUCCUGGUUAUUUAUGUCUCAUGGAGGCACUACCCUAACACCAUGAAGCAGUUGCAGGAGCACUCUGUCAAACAUAAGCGCAGGAAAAAAGGCCGGAAGCAGGAGCAGGACCUUAAUUCUCAGUUGCAAGAGUACUAUCUGAGCUACCAUUCAAACUCUGAGACCAUGGAUUCGCUGGUGAACGAGACAAGACCGUGCACAUGCACUAUAUCAGGAUCAAUAGAAUGUGAAGUAUGAGAGCUCUGCUCCUGGGACUAGAUGUGACAGCUUUUUCAUUAGAUAAGUGAUUUUAUAAGAAACGGCUUCAUGGGAUGGUCCACUGCACUGACAGAAGUGUUUGCGUCAAAUAUAGUGUAACUAUGUGGACAGAGCAAGGAGAUAUUUUAGGAAAGACCUCAUUAGCGCCAUGACUGACAUGAGAGCAGUGGCAGUGUCAGCCAGGUUACCUGUGGAUGACCCAAACUGACCAGAAGUCAGCUCUGUACAUAGCUUGACCCUUUGUUAAUCACCUGUAUCAUUAUAACACAUGUAAACCAACAGAGACAUUUUUUACUACUUACAUUGUGUUACUUACUUAACCUGUAAAGUAUUUACUGUGUGGGUGCAUCGUUGAGAGUAGAAAUAUGUACAGUGUGUGUAUGUGCGUGUGUGUGUUUGGGAAGGGAGGGGGGCAGAGCGCGUGUGCCAAGCGGAUGAGUUAAUAAUUUGAAGAAUUACAGGCUGAUAACAAUUGGCACGGUUAUUCUUUUAAAUAUUUCUCAUACUAGUGCAACUUUUACCAGCAUCAUUAUCAUAUCAAUUUGGGAAACAAACAUGUGUCGCUCUUGCAUGGUCUCACCCACUUUAUGAAUGAUUCCCAUUCUGUCUUACUUAGAUUGUUUGUUUUAAAUCUGCAUUUUCAAUCACUCUGGGUUUGAAUAAAAGCUCAGACUGUAAGUUUUAAAAAAAAAUUACAUAUGGUCGUUAACCAACACAUUACGAUCACUUGCACAAUCUAAGACCUAAGCUCCAAUACAAGAGCUGUCUCUUUAAAAUGAUAAUAUUGCAUAGUAUUGAUAAACACUGUUAAUUAACAAUAUGUAUAUAUAUGGAGAGAGUAACAGUAUGAGAAACGGUAAAUUAUAACUACAAUAAUGCACAUAUUGUGAAAUCAAUAGUGUUUCCCACAAGACUGCGGUCCAUUCCUGACAUCUUAAUUGCAUAAUUGGCCAUGUCGCAUGUGCAUGUAAUAUUUAUGAAUGCUAUAGGAGACAACAAGUGAGAACAAAACAUGAAAAGCAGAACAAAUGUUUAGAAAUACAAAUUCACUUUUUCUUUCACUUCUUUUUAAUGUCACAAGCAAGAUGGAGCCACCUGUGAGUCUCCAAAAGUGUCCAAUAAGACCCGAAAAAGUCACCAGGUUUGUCUCUAAAUAUAGCGACACUGAUCCCUCCUGCUACAUCUUCUUAUUCCCUGGCAGAGCAGGUGCGUAUGAGGUGUGGUAAGACGCAGAGUUACAAUGACGAUCUACUGUACUGAGUUGGAACCACAAGCUAUAUAGACAGUUCCAUUAUAAUGUGCUUAUGAGGAAGGACGUGUCAAGUGUGCACUAUAACGCUGCAUUCAAACAUGAGCAUUGUCAUCUUUGAAAAAAAGACACAUAAAGAUACAAUUCUUGCGUUCAUGUGCAAGUGAUCCUAAUGUUUUGGUGUAUUUGUCAUGCUAUUGAUAAUACUGAGCUUCCUUUUCUUAUACUUAUACAUCAUUUGUGUAAAGACGUAACAAAUGUGGUUACUAGGCAUUGUGUGUGAUGAUAACUUUGAAAUUUAAAAAAAGUGCUGAUGAUGAAAAUGUUUACUGGUGACAAUAUUGAUUUUGUAAAGGAAAGGAAAUAGCCUCAAAUUUUGCACUUGCAUUUAACGGGACGGCUACAUCUGUCCCCUCCUGGCUGUAAUAUCAUUGAUAAGAGUAUCAAUGAAAUGUGGCUCUCACACACAGCGUUAUUAUUGCUGGAGUUUAGAAAUGAACAUGUGUGUAAAGACUGGAGUCCACCUAGACAAUGUUAUACAUAAAAAAAAAGUCAAAGUGGAAGAAAUGAUAUUUGAGGCAGGGCUCCAGGAGGAUUGUGGCUGCUCGGAGUCAAGUCAGAAGAUAUUAUCUAUCUUUAUCUGUCAUUUUGCCGGGCUGUACUUCCAUCUCCGUUCAUGCUCAUUGUUUCCUUGAACGCCUGUCGAUAACCUGCACCGGGGGACGUGUGGGCAUGUGUUGAGUCAAGCAGGAUUAACUGAUGCUCUAGCUUAUACUGUAAAACAUAUCAAAACGGUUCUUUGAUUUCUGGUGCACUGCCAUGCACUUUAUUCCUCAUUUUUGCUUCCUGUAAGUUUAAGGUAUAAAGUUUCUGACUUGUCCGAAUGUUUGAUUUAUGAUGCAGUCUAAUUGAUAUCUGCAGCAUUACUGUUGUGUUUUUAAAUUUAUGACAAAUUCCUUUGAAGGACCAAAGGGGAAAAAGACAGAACAGAACAGUACAAAUGAUUUGUUGAUCCAGGUUUGACAGAUAUUGUAAUUACUGAUUGAUUAGUCAUAUAGUGACUGAUGAAAAGCAAUUCCCUGUAUUUUGAAAUGUUUUGGUGCGCCGUGUAGCCCAGAGAAGAAUGCUGAUGAGAGCGUUGUGGUCUUGCAGAUCAUUAUCGGGGUAUUUGUUUGGGUGAAAUAUUACAGCAGUGCACGGUAUUGACUUAGCAACAACAAUGCACAAACAGUGCACAAAUACAACCACGCUCCACCUGCUAAUUCGGACGGCAACAACUCUAUAUGCUGCCACAUUCCUGAAAUGGAGUUGAUGAAAAUAUCCUAGUGUGGACAGCACAAACAAGCAGAUGACGAGGGCCAAAAACAGAAUUGCAAAUAUCCUGCCGGCAAACAUCCAGCUAUAUGAUUGGUUUUCUUCAUGUUCCUGUAAAGUCUGUGUAGACUGUGAAGGGUCAGCUCUCUUGGCAGGCGUGAAAUUCUGAUUUACAUCUGUCACUGCACGCACUUUUUCGAACAUAACACGAAUGCAAUGUUCUCCUCAUGUUUGCCAAAGGUUGCAGCCUAAUUUAGAAGGUAUCAGAGCAACAUUGAUGGCACUUUUUAUGUUUUUUUUUUGUUCGUGCUAUUGCUUCAUUUUCCAUUACAUGAGGUUAAAGAAAUCAAUAGAUUGCCAUUUAAGAUUUUUUUCAGCAACUUUGUAGGGCUUUCCAUUUGUUUGUGUUUCAUGGUAAUGUGCUGAUAUUGUACACUGCAUCCCUAAGAUUGUCCCCAUUUCACACAAUAGCAGUUCAACUGACACUGUGGAAAUAUGGUGGUAGAUGACCACAAUGUAUCCCCCUGGACCUCAAAUUGUUCUCAAAGUGACAUUUUCAUCAGCUUUCAAAAAUAAAGUUUGU
Dunckerocampus dactyliophorus (ringed pipefish) is the source of this 5090-nucleotide messenger RNA. It is a transcript of the gene lrrtm4l2, whose product is annotated as leucine rich repeat transmembrane neuronal 4 like 2. The transcript has 2 exons. Gene Ontology annotation, molecular function: protein binding. The coding region runs from base 298 to 1923 and encodes 541 amino acids. The record is from RefSeq and is a predicted model, not a curated record. Lineage: Eukaryota; Metazoa; Chordata; Actinopteri; Syngnathiformes; Syngnathidae.